AAUGGAUGUGUUGGCCUGGAUGGUAGUCCAUCUACGCGAAAUGCUAACGUGUAGUCAUGUAGCCUAGUUUAUUAUUAUGAUUUUUUUUAUAAUUGGUAUUGUAGCAAAUAGGGCGUAGAUCCGUGAUGUGAACUCAUCCCAGCACAUUCCGCCGUAUCCUUACCAGAGAGGAAGGUCAAGUCUGCAUUUCGCCAGGAACCGGAGAUGGACGAAAAAACUGCAGAAAUGCGGGAUGCAAGGAGAUCUAGUGAGACCGCUACGAGUUUGUCCCUACAGCUGGACUUGGAAAACGAUCCAGCCAAGAGGGCUUCUGUAUCAGAGAUGCCGUCCCCUUUUGGAGCGACGCACGAGAAGAAGAUUGGCCACAGGAGAGUGGAUGCCUCUGGGGAGACAACGUACAAGAAGACCACGUCGUCGGCCCUGAAGGGGGCCAUCCAGCUGGGCAUCGGCUACACCGUGGGCAACCUGAGCUCCAAGCCCGAGAGGGACGUGCUGAUGCAGGACUUCUAUGUGGUCGAGAGCAUUUUCUUCCCCAGUGAGGGCAGCAACCUGACCCCAGCACAUCACUACCCGGACUUCAGGUUCAAAACCUACGCCCCCGUGGCCUUCCGCUACUUCAGAGAGCUCUUUGGGAUCCGACCCGAUGACUACCUGUAUUCUCUGUGCAACGAGCCGCUGAUUGAGCUGUCCAAUCCGGGCGCUAGCGGAUCCAUAUUCUACGUAACCCGCGACGACGAGUUUAUCAUCAAAACCGUGCAACACAAAGAGGCUGAGUUCCUGCAGAAACUACUUCCUGGAUACUACAUGAACCUGAACCAGAACCCGCGGACCCUGCUGCCCAAGUUCUUCGGCCUGUACUGCGUCCAGUCGGGUGGCAAGAACAUCCGCAUCACGGUGAUGAACAACGUGCUGCCGCGUGCCGUGCCCAUGCACCUCAAGUUCGACCUGAAGGGCUCCACCUACAAGCGGCGCGCCUCCAAGAAGGAGCGGGAGAAGUCCAAGCCCACCUUCAAGGACCUGGACUUCCUGUCGGACGUGCCCGACGGGCUCACCCUGGACCAGGAGACCUUCGGGGCCCUGGUGAAGACGCUGCAGAGGGACUGUCUGGUCCUGGAGAGCUUCAAGAUCAUGGACUACAGCCUGCUGCUGGGGGUCCACAACAAGACCCUGGCCGAGAAGGAGCGGCAGUCCCAGGGCUCCCCAGCAGGGGGCGACGAGAUGCGGCCGGCGGCCCAGAGAGCGCUGUACUCCACCGCCAUGGAGUCCAUCCAGGGGGGGUCCAGCUGUAGGGACACCCUGGACCACGCUGACACAAUGGGGGGCAUCCCAGCCGUUGGGUGUAAGGGAGAGCGCCUCCUGCUGUUCAUCGGCAUCAUUGACAUCCUGCAGUCCUACAGGAUGAUUAAGAAACUGGAACACUCAUGGAAGUCCCUUAUUCAUGACGGGGACACAGUGUCGGUCCACAGACCCGGGUUCUAUGCCGAGAGGUUCUACAGGUUCUGCAGCGCCACCGUGUUCAGGAAAGGCUGCUCGCUGCGGCCCUCUCCCUCUAAGAGGGGCCGCGGGCCCCUGGGGCGGAGUCUGGGACAGAGGCCCUCAGUGUGCGAGGACAACCAGGAGCACCAGGAGAACCUGGAGAACCUGAGGGGCUCCAACUUCCCCCUGCUGGGAGUCGAUGGCAGGGCCCCACACUUCAAACCUCCGUCCUUUGAGGACGCCACCACGGCCUCCAUCGCCACCACCCUCUCCUCCAACAACUCUCUGCCCACCACCCCCUUCGACACCCCAGAGCACCCCCGCAGCCGCCGACUGAUGCCUUCCCCCGGCGUAGCCCGGUGUCAACAGGGAGUGGUCGAGGUGCACACGGAAAAGCAGCAGACCAUCACUGUGGAGGUGGAGCUCAGCAAAGUCCCAAACAGCACGGAGCUCACACAGAUGACAGAGAGGACCUCGCCUGACCCCCCGCUCCCCCCAAACCAGAGGCCAUCCCCCCCUCUCCCCCACACCCAGAGGCCCUCCCCCCCUCUCCCCCCAAACCAGAGGCCCUCCCCCCCUCUCCCCCCCACCCAGAGGCCAUCCCCCGCGGCCGCCCCGGGCUCCGCCCCGCCCCCGGCCUCCGCCUUCACCCCCAUCCGCCCCGCCGCCGACCUGGCCGGGCCUCGCGCCUCCACCCUCGCCUCCUCCUCCUUCUCCUCCGCCACGCCCCCCCCCUCCCUGCCGGCGAGCCCCCAGGUGCCCCAGCAGGCGCGGCACGCGCCGUCCAAUCAGCUCUCGGUGUCCAGCAGCCACAACUCGUUGGAGGGGGAGGUGCCGGUCUCCGACAUCUACUUUUAUGCAGAUGGCCGCUACUGGGUGUACUCUCCAGUUCUUGGCCGCCGUAAGCUAAACUCUAGCUCGAGUUACAAUCAAAGUCAGGAGGACAGGAGCUGGGUGUAUUCUCCCCUUCACUCCGGCUCAGAGUCCAGAAGGGACUCUGGCGGGGAGAGUGAUAAACAGUAGCAGUUGGGUUCAUGUCUUUAUUGGAAAGGAAAAUCUUGGGGCUCAAGACAAGACACUCCUAAACUCAGUUUGGGAUGGACUUUUUUUAACGCUGGCAUCCCAAAUCACACGUGAAUUCCUAUAUGUGCAAUGCAAGUACGCAGUGACAUGUUUACAAACAUAUAAAAACACCUGUGCGCAGGUUUGCUGCAUUAUAUCGCAAAAAAAAUACUCAAUAAUAAUAUUUUGUCAUAUCAAACUAUUUACAGCGUAACAUGACUUGAAUGAAAACAAAUCAGAAGAAAAUAGAAACCGAGAGCCGAGAGAGAGCGAUGGAUACUGAACGCCUGCGCCCUUGCUGGUUCUUACUUACUUAUGGCUGCUCAUAUCAAAAAGCCAUGUUCUGUGGGAGGGGCUAACCCUCAAUUUUCUCAUCUAUUGGUUUGUGAAGCUUUCAAUCAAACCGCAGCCUGUAGGUGAGUCAGGGAUUCGUUGUGUGUGUGAGCUGCAUGGUUUUGUCUCCGUACGCUCCGUGUAAAUCAUGUGCGCUCAUUAGGCUCUGUGACUCUGGCUAUGCAAUACGGACAACAGCGCUGGGGAAACGGUCGCUUGAAAGCCGUGCCUCAGCACUUUUCUACGACUUCAUGCGUUCAUUUGAUCUAUUGUUGUUCAAGCGUACAGCGUGGAUUGAUCCUUUUUCAUGAAGCCUAAAAUGUGUUGUCUUUUUUUUAAGCAUGCAAAUGCUGCACAUGGAGUUGACGGUUGAAACGUGUUUUAUAUGCUACCAUCUGUUGUCGACGGUGAAUAGUGUGUUGAUUGUUCAUUUAGUACUUACUGUGUUUAAUUCGUGUUCCUUUACAGUACAGCUGGUUUCUUUUUUUAUUUUCGAUAGUGUCUUGUGUCCAGAUGGAAAACUUUGUGGUCUGACUUUGACUAGUGUUCAUAAUGCCUUAAUCGUCAAAUUAUUUUCUACAAAAAAAAAAUGGUCUCCUGUCAAGAUGCCUGCAUUUAGAUCAAAUUCUAUUCAGUAGUAAUAAUCUCUAACACACACACACACACACACACACACACACACACACACACACACACACACACACCCUAUUUAUAUGCAUAGAUAUAUAUAUGCAUAUCUUUCUCAAUCAUAUGCAAAAAGGUAAAGGCAGAGUGAGUGAAAAAUAGCAAUUAAGGAGCAACUAUUAGUAAUUUAUGUAUAAUAUGUUGGUUAAUGAGGACGAAGGUUACCUAUACAAUUAUUUUUUUGUAACGUGUACACCUGUGUGUAUUUACAUACAUGCAUGUGUUUCUGUGCGUGUGUUUGCGUGCAUGUGAGCAUUCGCAUGUGUGUGAAUGUGUGGUUGACAUCCAUGUUUAUUUCUGUUCCUGUUUUUCUUUUCAUGCGCGUCAGCUCUGAUUAGACUACUCGUUGGGACUGACCAUGGGAUACUGGUAUUGGCCGCAUGCAUGAGGGCUGCAUAAGACAUAGCAAUGUGAGGUUUGCAUUCAUCAGUAUGUUCUUCAAACUGAGGCAAUCAUCCAUAAUCUACAAAGUGUAUUGUAUACAAAAAGAAACCAUGAAAAGUCUACUGUGGCCACAUGUGUAAUGUUAACCCCCAUUGGACUUCCACUGUUGGAUGAUCAUUGCUGUAAUUAAUCUAUAUGUGUUGGGCAGUGUUUAUAGCUGAUCACUGUGGAAAAGAAAAUGAUUAUUAAAAAGUAUAUUCUCAUCA
This is a messenger RNA of Gadus macrocephalus (Pacific cod), 4205 nucleotides long. It is a transcript of the gene pip5k1cb, whose product is annotated as phosphatidylinositol-4-phosphate 5-kinase, type I, gamma b. Gene Ontology annotation, biological process: phosphatidylinositol metabolic process. Gene Ontology annotation, molecular function: phosphatidylinositol kinase activity. The record is from RefSeq and is a predicted model, not a curated record. The transcript is spliced from 19 exons. Bases 205 to 2499 code for a protein of 764 amino acids. NCBI's taxonomy places the organism in Eukaryota, Metazoa, Chordata, Actinopteri, Gadiformes, Gadidae.